AUGUACAACGGAAUAGGGUUACAAACUCCAAGGGGGUCUGGGACCAAUGGUUACAUACAGACUAACAAGUUCUUCAUCAAAUCGAGGACCGGAAAGGUCGCCGAUUCUUCCAGAGGCUUUGACGACGACCAGGGCAUGGGCGGCGUCAUGAAGAAGGCCAACAAGGACAUCCUCGAGCAUGAUCGCAAGCGCCAGAUUCAGCUCAAGCUUGUGGUGCUCGAGGAUAAGCUCACCGAUCAGGGUUUUACGGAUGCUGAGAUCGCGGAGAAGCUCGAGGAGGCUCGGAAGACUCUCGAAGCCGCCGCUGCUUCCGAGGAGCUCGGUGGAUCCACCGCCGUUGUGAUUUCCGAUAAGAAGGUUUCAGAUACACAGACCCACCAAAUUGCUGCCAGGAAGGAGAAGCAAAUGGAAACAUUAAGAGCUGCUCUUGGACUAGCUUCAUCUGAUUUAACAGAAAAAGAUACUGAUGAGGUUGAUGAUGGACUGAAAAGUAGUCGGAAGAAUGGUCCAAAUGAUGAUGGCAGGCCUCAGGAGAGAAGCGAGCAUGCAUUUUUGGACAGGGACUAUUCGCGGAAGAAACAUGGGGAGGAAAAGCAGAAAGCUGAAAAAGAUGAUAAGAAAAAGAGUGUGAAAGAAUCUAGGCGGAACAAGAAGGAAGAAAGUAGGAAGAAAAGGCAUAAGUAUGAUUCUUCUGAUACUGAUAACAGUGGUAGUCCUCCGAAAGCUGAUAAAAAGAAGAAGCGCCGUGGAACUAGCAGCAGUGAUGAAGAUGAUUCUGAAGUUGAUGUUGGCAAGAAGCACAAGGUUGCAAAGAAGCACAAUAAAAGAAGAAAUGUAAACACCGAUGAUUCCGAUUCUGCCACCAGUGAUGAUGAUGCGAAGGACAGUUCAAGAAAGAAAGUUGAUAAGUUCAAAAAACCUCAUAGUAGGCAUGAUUCCGAUGAAGAUGAUUCAGAAGUUGAUGGUAGAAAGAAGCAGAAGGUUGUAAAGAAGCAUAAUAAGAGCAGAAAGAAUGACACUGAUGAUUCUGAUUCUGCUACCAGUGAUGAUGGUGCUGAGGGCAGAUCCAGAAAGGAAGUUGAGAAAUCCAAACGACCUCGUAGGAGGCAUGAUUCUGAUGAAGAUUCUGGUUCUGAUAAAGACUUCUCAAAGAGUAGAGCUGAAAAGGAGAAACUACAUGUGAAACCAAGCAGGCGGCAUGAUUCUGGGGAUGAGUCUGAUUUUGACAGCAGGAUGGAAAGGAAAAAAAGUCAAGUUGAGAAGCAGAGGAAUCAGCAUGGUAGCCGAAAGGUAGAGCGAGAUAAUUUUGUCGCGGAGGAUGACAACAAAGGCAACAAUGUUAAAAGUGGAAAAAGCAGGAAAAAUUAUGAUGUGGAUGACGAAUCUGACUAUGAAAGGUCCAGAAAAAGUAGAGGUGCAAUAACAGAAAAGAGUAGAGGAAGUGGCAGGAUUGAUACUGAUGAUGAUGUGACCGUAGAACGUGAGGACAGAGUUCACAGCAAGGAUAGUGAACCACAAUGGGUUAGUAGGAGGGGUAAUCAGGAUUACGAAGAGCGUGGAGGAGGUAGAAGCCGCAGCAAGGAUGAUCAGGAGCAUAAGGGUAGAAAGCACGGAAGGGAUGAAGAGGAUCAUGGAAUACGUGGAAGACACAACAAGGAGGAAGAAAAUAGGGGAAGGAAGCAUGGAAGAGACGAAGAGGAUCAUGAAUAUAGAAAGCACAGAGAAAAUCAUGAAGAGGAGCGUGGAAAUAGAAAGCUUGGGAAAAUGGAGGAAGAACAGGGAAAUAAGGAUAUUGACAGGGAUCAAGUCAUGGAUUACAAGAGAGCAAAAUAUGACGAUUCUAGAUCAAAUGAGAGGAGGAGGCACGAAAAUGACAAACACAACGAAGAAGAUCCUAAAUAUAGAAGGCGUGUAGAGGAUGUCGAAGAGGAGCGUGGUAAUAGAAGGCAUGGAAAAAUAGAUGAAGAAAGGGGAAGUAAGGAGACAGAGAGGGAGAAGAGGAGGCAUGGAAAUGACAAACAUAAUGAAGAGGAUCGCAAAUAUAGAAGGCAUGCGGAGGAUAUUGAAGAGGAGCGUGGAAAUAGAAGGUAUGGUAAAGUAGAUGAAGAAAGGGGAAGUAAGGAGACUGAGAGGGUUAGGAGGAGGCAUGAAAAUGACACACACAAUGAAGAUGAUCAUAUAUAUAGAAGGCAUGGAGAGGAUGUUGAAGAGGAGCGUGGAAUUAGAAGGCAUGGAAACAUAGAUGAAGAAGGGGGAAGUAAAGAGCCUGAGAGAGAUAGGCACCUGGAUUACAAGAGAGCAAGAUACGAUGAUUCUAGAAGGCAUGGAAACAUAGAUGAAGAAGGGGGAAGUAAGGAGACUGAGAGAGAUAGGCACCUGGAUUACAAGAGAGCAAGAUAUGAUGAUUCUAGAUCAAGUGAGAGAAGAAGAUAUGAAAAUGACAAACAUAAUGAUGGUCGUUCCAGGAAUCGGGACUGA
This is a messenger RNA of Prunus armeniaca (apricot), 2478 nucleotides long. The record is from the annotation of a GenBank genome assembly. NCBI's taxonomy places the organism in Eukaryota, Viridiplantae, Streptophyta, Magnoliopsida, Rosales, Rosaceae.